UGUGUGAGGCUGUCAUCAAGAUGGCUGCCACCUCGACUACACCUGCCCUUCCCAUCUGCCCUAGCGGCUUCGGAUGGGACCCACAACUGGAGGACUGUCUGCCGUACACCCUGUGCGACACGGCGCCCGAUACGUCGAUCUGCUCUGACCUCUCCCAAUCUGGCACGACCGCGGGGAAACCACACACUAGUGAAAACAUCCACUUGUGUCCGGCUGGGAUGGGAUGGAACCAUAUCCUCGAGGACUGCCAAGAGUGCAGUGUUUGUGACGACGCACCGAACACAUCUAUUUGCCCCUACUGUCACACUGGUAAUGUCAAGAUUGGUUUCAUCCCAUUGUAA
This is a messenger RNA of Branchiostoma floridae (Florida lancelet), 341 nucleotides long. RefSeq lists its product as uncharacterized. Bases 21 to 341 code for a protein of 106 amino acids. Gene Ontology annotation, cellular component: plasma membrane. Gene Ontology annotation, biological process: positive regulation of apoptotic process. Gene Ontology annotation, molecular function: protein binding. NCBI's taxonomy places the organism in Eukaryota, Metazoa, Chordata, Leptocardii, Amphioxiformes, Branchiostomatidae. The transcript has 2 exons. The record is from RefSeq and is a predicted model, not a curated record.